Molecule: messenger RNA, 1024 nt
Organism: Vanrija pseudolonga
Lineage: Eukaryota; Fungi; Basidiomycota; Tremellomycetes; Trichosporonales; Trichosporonaceae
Gene: Mpdu1
Product: Mannose-P-dolichol utilization defect 1 protein
Exons: 5
Coding region: 110-1024 (304 amino acids)
Source: RefSeq, a predicted model, not a curated record
CGACACCGCGACAACCGGCAACCAAACUACUUUCUAGACAACCCAACGCCCACACCCCCUCACUCUCCCUUCAGCCUACUCCGAAGAGCCGUUCACGGCGCAGGUCACCAUGAGCGCCUUCCACUCAGCUAUGACAACCAUCACCCACAACAUCCCUUGGAUUCUGCGAGCCCCAGCGACGGCACUCAUCGGCGAGAAGUGCUACACGGUCCUCAUCUACGACUUCAACAUCACAGAACCCGAGUGCUUCAAGUACGCCCUCUCCAAGGGGCUCGGCUUUGGCAUUGUCGUCGGAGGCGGCAUUGUCAAGAUCCCGCAGAUCAUCAAGAUUGUCAAGACCCACUCUGCCCGCGGUCUCUCAUUAUCAGCCUACAUCCUCGAGACGGCGUCGUACGAAAUCUCGCUCGCGUACGCGACGCGCGCAGGCUUCCCGUUCUCAACGUACGGCGAGAACUUCUUCAUCACGAUCCAAAACUUCAUCAUCACGCUCAUGAUCCUCUACUACGCCGCGCCAAAGGGAGCCUCGUAUGCCGGCCUCGGCGCCAACCCCUUGUCCGCGCCCACCCACUCGGUCCCUCGCCGCGUCUAUGUUGGCGCCGGCAUCAUCAUCGCCACGUGCUUGUUCCUCUGGUCGACCUCGCUAUGCCCCCAAGGCCUGUUGUCAUUCCUCCAGCUCUGCACCAUCCCCCUGGGCAUCCUGUCCAAGGCGCCUCAGAUCCUCGAGAACCACAACAACCGCUCAACAGGCAACCUGUCCGCAUUCGCCGUGUUCAGCGCACUCCUUGGAUGCCUCGCUAGGCUGUUCACCACCAAGCAGGAAGUCAAGGACCCCCUCGUCUUCUGGGGCUUUGCAGGAGCGGCCCUGUUGAACCUCGUCCUCGCGCUUCAGAUGAUCGUCUACUGGAAGGCAUCAGACGAGCCCUCUCUCGCCAGCCGCAAGAUCCCUGCCGCCAUCCGUGCCGACAGUCCCAUCAGAACGGAGAAGGUGGCAUCGACUGACGGCUGGGCUCGCAAGCAGGAUUAG